AAGUCAUAUUUUCUCAACUUUCCUACAAACUCUUUUUUCCUCAUAGAGUUUUUUUGCGACAAUUACCUCUCUUCCUCUGAGCAAGAUUCAAUUGAGAAAUUACUCAAUUUCUUCUUCCGGAUUUAGUUGAGCCAUUGUAAUUACUUUCACUUCUUCUCUUUAUUCGUUUGCCUCUUGAGGUUCGAUAUCGGAACAUAUCUACAGAAACUCCGCCCUGAAAUUGAACAGAAGUCAAGAUGUUUCGUUCAAUACCCGCCAGGCGUGCUAUUCGCACAAUUGGUAGCAAUGCAAAAUGGAUGGAUGUCGCUGGUGCAAGGGGUUUGUCGAAUCGUGUGAAGGCGGCGGGUGGUAUUAUGGUUGAGAAGAAGGGGACAAGAGCACAAGCUACUGUUGCUCCUCAAGCUGCUAAUCAAGUUAGGGAAAGUCCAAGUCCAGCAUUCAAUACUACACCUUCGAAAAAAGAUUCAGGCAAGGAAUUGGCCGGACAGGGACAAAAAUACUCGGAGAUGGAUGAGUCAUUUAUCGGUAUGACCGGUGGAGAGAUUUUCCAUGAAAUGAUGUUACGGCAAGAUGUCAAACACAUCUUUGGUUAUGCAGGAGGAGCGAUUUUACCAGUUUUCGAUGCGAUUUAUAAUUCGAAACAUUUCGAAUUUAUCUUACCAAAACAUGAACAAGGUGCUGGUCAUAUGGCGGAAGGGUAUGCCAGAGCUUGUGGUAAACCUGGUGUUGUUCUCGUUACAUCUGGACCUGGUGCUACCAACGUUAUUACUCCAAUGCAGGACGCUUUAUCUGAUGGAACACCAAUGGUUGUUUUCACCGGACAAGUCGUUACAACCGCUAUUGGAAGUGAUGCUUUCCAAGAGGCCGAUAUCGUUGGUAUCUCGAGAGCUUGCACAAAAUGGAAUGUUAUGGUUAAGAAUAUUGCUGAGCUCCCAAGAAGAAUCAAGGAGGCUUUCGAAAUCGCUACUUCUGGAAGACCUGGACCAGUUUUGGUAGAUUUACCAAAGGAUGUCACAGCUGGUAUUCUACGAAAGGCCAUUCCUACCCACCACAUUAUGCCAUCUUUACCCAGUCAAGCCUCAAGAGCGGCCCAGGCUGUUCAAAAGAAACAACUUGCAGGUUCAAUUGAACGUGUUGCAAAAUUGAUCAACAUCGCCAAAAAGCCAAUCAUUUACGCUGGUCAAGGUGUUAUCUCUACCCCAGAGGGUCCCAAAUUGCUCAAGGAGCUUGCUGAAAAGGCAUCCAUCCCUGUCACAACCACUCUCCAAGGUCUUGGUGGAUUUGACGAGCUUGAUGAGAAGUCUUUACACAUGCUUGGUAUGCACGGUUCUGCGUACGCUAACCUCUCCAUGCAAGAAGCCGAUCUUAUUAUUGCUCUUGGAGCACGUUUCGAUGAUCGUGUAACUGGAAGCAUUCCAAAGUUUGCUCCAGCAGCAAAGGCGGCAGCAGCUGAAGGUCGUGGUGGCAUUGUUCACUUUGAAAUUAUGCCAAAGAACAUCAACAAGGUUGUCCAGGCUACCGAGGCUGUUGAAGGUGAUGUUGUUACCAACCUUGCUCAACUUCUUCCAGCCGUCAACAAGAAGACCAUGGAUGAACGCAAAGAAUGGUUUGACCAAAUUAGAUUCUGGAAGGAGAAGUUCCCUCUCUCUCACUACGAAAAGGCCGAACGAGAUGGUCUCAUCAAGCCACAAACUUUGAUCGAGGAACUCUCAAAUCUGACUGCCGAUAGAAAGCAAGAGACCAUCAUCGCUACUGGUGUUGGUCAACAUCAAAUGUGGACUGCACAACAUUUCAGAUGGAGAUAUCCAAGAACCAUGAUCACAUCUGGUGGUCUCGGUACCAUGGGUUACGGACUUCCAGCAGCUAUCGGUGCAAAGGUUGCCAAACCUGAUGCUCUUGUCAUCGAUAUUGAUGGAGAUGCAUCGUUCAACAUGACACUUACUGAACUCUCCACUGCAGCUCAAUUCAACAUCGGCGUCAAGGUUAUUGUCCUUAACAACGAAGAGCAGGGAAUGGUUACUCAAUGGCAAAACAUCUUCUACCAGGAUAGAUACGCUCAUACUCACAGUGUCAACCCAGAUUUCAUGAAAUUGGCAGAUGCAAUGGGUGUUCAACACAGAAGAUGUGUUAAGCCAGAUGACGUAAGAGAUUCUUUGAAAUGGUUGAUUGACAGUGAUGGACCAGCACUCUUGGAGGUUGUUACCGAUAAGAAGGUACCCGUCUUGCCAAUGGUACCAGCCGGAAAUGCUCUACAUGACUUCUUAGUCUACGAUCCAGGUUUUGAAAGACAAAGAAAGAAGAAAGAUGAUAAAAGAGAGAACUUGCGAAGUCUCAGGACAGUCAACAAACCUUUGUCUAAGCCAGCUCAUGCCUUAGAGUACGUGCAGGUUGCACAUGAAUUGGAAGCAAACCUUGAGGAUGGACUCACAGAAGCUGAAGCAGCAAGACGUCUUGAACUGUAUGGGAAUAAUGAACUUGAUGAGGGACCUGGUGUUCAACCAGUACAGAUUCUUAUUCAUCAAAUUUGCAAUGCAAUGAUCUUGGUCCUAAUAUUGGCCAUGGCCGUGAGUUUCGGUAUCGGCUCAUAUAUUGAAGGUGGUGUCAUCUCGGCAGUCAUAUUUCUCAAUAUUGUGAUUGGCUUUUACAAUGAGUUCAAGGCAGAAAAGACUAUGGAUUCUUUACGAUCCUUGAGUUCGCCUACGGCACAUGCUGUUAGAGAAGGGGGAAUUCGAUCGGUAGCUACCGUCACAAUUACUAUUGGCGACAUGGUUGAGGUCAAAACCGGUGACACAAUUCCAGGAGAUAUGAGAUUAGUUGAAAGUAUGAACUUUGAGACCGAUGAGAUGAUAUUGACAGGAGAAUCGCUACCCAUCGAAAAGAAUUCUGAUGCAGUUUUUCCUGAGAAUGCCAGCGCGGGUGAUCGUCUUAAUGUUGCUUUCAGCUCUACCACUGUCACCAAAGGUCGAGCACGCGGCAUCAUAUUUGCAGUGGGUAUGAAAUCACAAGUUGGAUCGAUUGCCGUGAGUCUUCGACAGCAGAGGCGUAAAGUCCGCGAGGUCAAACGUAAUGAGGAUGGCAAAGCUUUGCCGCACAGAUAUGCCCAGGCUGGGCUUCUUACCGUGUUUGAUUAUAUUGGCAAUUUUCUUGGCACAAAUAUUGGUACCCCAUUGCAAAGGAAGCUGGCCCAACUUGCUUGUGGCCUAUUCGUCGUCGCCGUUAUCUGUGCAAUUAUCGUGUUAGCUGCGAAUGGAUUUUCCAAUAACCAAGAAGUCAUCAUUUACGCUGUAGCCACAGGACUUUCGAUGAUUCCGGCUUCUCUGGUAGUAGUCUUAACUAUCACUAUGGCCGCAGGAGCUAACGUAAUGUACAACAAACAUGUAGUUGUUCGCAAAAUGAAUGCCCUGGAAGCCCUAGGCGCCGUUACUGAUAUUUGCUCGGAUAAAACUGGAACUCUUACUCAAGGCAAGAUGAUAACGAAAAAGGUAUGGCUGCCCGCUAGGGGAACUUACUCGGUUGGUGAUUCCGGUGAAGCAUUCGACCCCGAAGAUGGAGGUUUAUUUCACAGCGAAAAGUCUCCACAUCAAGCGCGCAAUGAAAAGGAUGAAGCAAAAUCGGAUUCCUUCUCAAAUCUUCUACAAAACAACGCCGAUCUUCAAGCUUUCCUUAAUAUUGCCUCAAUGGCAAAUCUUGCGCAUAUUCAUAAAAUUGAUAACGAGGAACGAUGGACUUCUGGAGACGCGCCUCAAUGGAAACAAAUCGCCGAAUUCCCUUUCGAUUCUGAUGUCAAGAAAAUGUCUGUUAUUUUCAAACAUGAACGAUCUGAUAGCGCACAGGUUUUCACAAAGGGCGCAGUCGAGCGGAUUCUUUCAUCAUGUUCACAAAUGACAAUGCGAGACGGAGAAGUUGUAGAAAUGGACGAAGGAAUGCGCGAGGAUAUUCUCAACAACAUGGAAGCUAUUGCCGCCGAUGGGCUCCGCGUUUUAGCUUUGGCUGGUAAACCAUGGGAACAUUAUACCGGAAUCAAUGCUAAGCAUGAUCGCGCAGAUGUAGAGAAAGAUUUAAUGUUUCAUGGACUGAUUGGAAUUUAUGACCCUCCGCGAGUAGAGUCGUUGGAGUCGGUGCAAAAAUGCCACCAGGCUGGUAUCAAGGUUCAUAUGCUCACUGGCGAUCAUCCAGAAACAGCUCGUGCUAUCGCAGGACAGGUAGGAAUCUUACCUCAGGAUUCUUCUACGAUAGGGCAAGCUGUCAUGAACGCGAUGGUUAUGAAAGCAAGCGACUUCGACAGGCUCAGCGAUGGAGAAAUUGAUGCUCUCCCAAUGCUACCUCUGGUAAUAGCACGCUGCUCACCACAGACAAAAGUUAGGAUGAUCGAAGCUCUUCACAGAAAAGGAAAAUUUGCUGCUAUGACAGGUGAUGGUGUCAACGAUUCUCCCUCACUGAAGAGAGCAGAUGUUGGUAUUGCCAUGGGUGAAGCAGGGUCGGAUGUAGCUAAGGAUGCAUCGGAUAUUAUCCUUACGGACGACAAUUUUGCUUCAAUCCUUAAUGCUGUUGAAGAAGGGAGAAGAAUGUUUGACAACAUUCAAAAAUUCGUAUUACAUUUGCUGGCGCAGAACAUUGCUCAAGCUUGCACACUUCUCAUUGGUCUCGCGUUCAAGGAUAAUAUGGGAACUUCAGUGUUUCCACUGGCACCUGUAGAGAUUCUAUGGGUUAUCAUGAUCACAUCAGGUAUGCCAGAUAUGGGUCUUGGUUUCGAGGCCGCCGCACCGGAUAUCAUGAAUCGACCACCUCAGAACGGUAUAUUCACUUUAGAAAUAAUGAUAGACAUGGUGGUCUACGGCCUCUGGAUGGCAGCUCUCUGUCUCUCCGCUUUCUCCCUCGUUCUCUUCGGUUGGGGCAACGGUGAUCUCGGCUUCGACUGCAACGAUCGUUAUUCCGAUCAAUGCGAUACCGUUUUCCGAGCUCGAGCAACUACAUUCGUCUGCUUAACCUGGUUCUCUCUCUUCCUCGCUUGGGAAAUGAUCAAUAUGCGAAGAUCUUUCUUCCGCAUGCAACCUGGAAGCAAAAAGUACUUCACUCAAUGGAUCCACGAUAUCUGGGCAAACAAACUUUUGUUCUGGGCUGUUGUUGCUGGAUUCGUAACUGUAUUCCCCACACUUUAUAUCCCUGUGAUCAACCGAAAGGUAUUUAAACAUGAGGGUAUCAGUUGGGAAUGGGGAAUUGUAUUUGUCGAGUCAUUCUUGUUCUUUGUAGGAAUAGAGUCUUGGAAGUGGGCCAAGAGGGUUUAUUUCAGGGUCCAGGCCAGAAAGACAAUCGAUGUGAGAAGCAACGCCGAUGAUGAGGACCCCGGAAUGGCGAUUAUGGAGAUUUUGAAGGCGCAGAGUACGCAUAUUACUAGGAAGGGGACGAAGGCUCAUGUUGAGUUCUCUGAGAAGGAUGGGGAUUUGGAGAGUGGCAAUGUUAGUAAUUAGGUAAAUUAUUCGUUUCAUUUGGGGCUCUGGUGUAUUAGAAGAUGAGGCGUGUGCAAAGGAUCUAAAAGGCUUCUUCUUCAGAGGCGGAUGGAACUUUUGUAUGGUUUUGGUGUACGGCUUUAGAUAUUGAUAAGCACGCGAGUGCAAAGUGCA
Messenger RNA from Botrytis sinoallii, 5621 nucleotides. RefSeq lists its product as uncharacterized. Gene Ontology annotation, cellular component: mitochondrion; membrane; acetolactate synthase complex. NCBI's taxonomy places the organism in Eukaryota, Fungi, Ascomycota, Leotiomycetes, Helotiales, Sclerotiniaceae. The coding region runs from base 237 to 5468 and encodes 1743 amino acids. Gene Ontology annotation, biological process: L-valine biosynthetic process; monoatomic cation transport. The transcript is spliced from 11 exons. The record is from RefSeq and is a predicted model, not a curated record. Gene Ontology annotation, molecular function: magnesium ion binding; thiamine pyrophosphate binding; ATP binding.